Molecule: messenger RNA, 2733 nt
Organism: Meleagris gallopavo (turkey)
Lineage: Eukaryota; Metazoa; Chordata; Aves; Galliformes; Phasianidae
Source: RefSeq, a predicted model, not a curated record
UAACAAAUGCUUUAAGGAUGAAUAAUCUUGUUUUCCAUUAACUAGCACUUUGUUUUUUAAUAACAGGACAUCUUUGGAAUAACUUUGCAGUAGUUCCCCCAGUCUCUCCUCCGUGAUACGAUAACUAAUGCUGAAAACAGGUUGCUCUGUUACAGAACUGGUUAUAUUCUAUUGUAAAAUAAGAAACAGUGUGUAUCAGCCAUAAAAUGUGCUGUUUUGGUUAACAAGAGGCUCCAUUGCUUCAUUUCAGAGAAUAGGACACGGGGAUAAAAACCAUGCUGAUGCAGACAGAUCGCCCAUCUUUCUGCAGUUUAUUGACUGUGUGUGGCAGAUGUCUAAACAGUUUCCUACAGCCUUUGAAUUCAACGAACAGCUGUUGAUCACAAUCCUGGAUCACUUGUACAGCUGCCGGUUUGGGACUUUCUUGUACAAUAGUGAGUCUGUUAGAGAAAAAGAGAAAGUGACUGAGAAAACAUUAUCAUUAUGGUCUUUGAUAAAUAGUGAAAAAUCUAAGUACACCAAUCCUUUUUAUAGUAAAGAGCUAAAUCGAGCUCUCUAUCCAGUAGCCAGUAUGCGUCACCUGGAGCUCUGGGUCAGUUACUACAUCAGAUGGAACCCAAGGAUCCGGCAACAACAGCCAAAUCCCGUGGAGCAGCGUUACAUGGAGCUCCUUGCAUUGCGAGAUGAUUAUAUGAGGAGACUUGAAGAACUACAGAUCACAAAUAACUCUAAGAUAUCCAACUCAUCAGCCUCAUCAACGUCUCCCUCACAAAUGAUGUCCCAAGUACAAACACAUUUUUGAAGAAAACGUUGGCUUCUUUCUAUAUCAUAAUAGCAAGUGGUGCUUAACAUAGAUCUAGAGUAUAAAGAAGAGUAUUUUAAUGCCUUACGUUAGAUUGUCCUAACACAAAGUAUUUUAGACUGUCUUCAUUUGAGGAGGACUUCAGAACAAAACCAACUCUUCCAUUAUGUGCCUUUCGGAACCUGUAAACUGGGAACACGAAUAAUCAACUACUAGUUAUGGAGUACUUUAGAGUUAUUUUGGAAAGUCUGGUACAGUUUGAAAUGAAAUUGAUUUAUUGUUUUCAUAAGAAUGCUUUAAUUUAUUACGCUGUAGGUCUGUUCUUCCUGCAAGGGAAUUCAUGCUCAGUUUUGGAUGUUGUGAAUAAAGCACACUAACAUAAAGAGGAAUAUUCACAUUGUGUAAAAGUAGCCAUGUGUCUAUUCCUGCUAGGAAUACGGCUGUGGACUUCGUGAGGCAAAAAUAAAUUACGUGGCAAGAUUGCAGAGAGAAGUUAAAAUGUCCUGGUUCUGUGAGAAUUCCAGAUUUUCUUGCCUCAAACUAAAUGAAAAGAUGGAAGGAUAUACUUUUAAUUAAACAUGCUGAUAGCCCAGUAGGUAUUAAAAGAAAUUAUUUUUUUAUUGUAUCUUUUUUUUUUUAACAGAUGACAGUUGCACUGGAUUCUGAGAGGUCCUUUUUCGGUUAACUGUUGAGCAUUGCAGUAUAUUACAAAUUAUCACUAUUGGCUGUAUUGGCUUUUUGGAUUAAUAUAGAACAAAACAUUUCUAAAUAAGGUUUAUAUAAUUAAAAUUAAAAAAAGAUCCAUAGGGACAUUACUUAAAUAUCCAGCAACAGCCAUUGUAUUGAUGCUUGAGUAUGUCUUAUAAAAAUAAUGUGCCUGUUCAGAGGAGCUUUUAUACCAAAGUAGGCAAAAAAAAGAAAGUAUAUCAGUUCUGAAUGCUGUUGAAAACUUGUAAAUUUAUAGUUUACCAUUCAGUGUAUAUUUAACUUUUGUUAAAUGAAUUUAUUCUUAAAUAUUUAAAGGACUUAAAUAUAUGAGAUUUGCAUAUAGUGUGUGCAUUUACACUGAACCUUCCAUUGAGUUCUAGUUUUUGGUCUUCAUUUCAGAGGCAUUUUGUAAACCUUUAACUUGUUCUUUUCAGGUAUUUUUUAAUAGUUGCAAGCAUUUCUUAUGACAGACAGACCUUGCUACUUGAUAUUUAAUUAGGAUUUUGCAUAUUCUCACAAGGUUAGUGAUAUUCAAGCAAUCCAGGAAAUUUUGCAAUUCUGAAUUUGUGGAGGACUCUGAUAUUGUUAUUUUAAAUGAAAUGUCCUGAUGCUUGAGGCUUCUGUCACUGUAAAUUAUUGUACAUGCGGUGGGUUUUGAUCAGCAGGAUAUAAUAGUAUUAUAUAUAAAUUAAGUUUUGUGUAAGUAUACAUAAUAUAGUUUAUUAGAAAUUCUGCAAGAUUAUAAUGUGUAAAUAUUUUGCAUAUGGAAACUAAGUUUAAAGCGAUAAUUCCAUAAAGUAAGUCAAAAUUUAGAGGACAUCUGAAUAUUUUUAGGAGUGGUAUUUUUUCAAAGGAAUAAAAGCGUACUGCCUCUUGAUUUGCUUCAGUAUAUAUACACUGAGUUGCACUAUUUUAUUUUAUUUUUUUCAGGGAAGCUCAGAGCAUACUGCAUGUGUGUUCUAAAUGCAUAUGACUGACUUUUGUCCUCUAAAUUUCAUUCUCCCUUCUGUAUUUUUCACUGUGUUUCCAAAAUAACAUGAAAUGCCAUGAUGCCAAAGCUUGGCUUCAGAUGAACAAGAUACAUUUAUCUCAGAUGAAGGAAGAUACUUGAUUGAGAUACACUUUUGAAAACUAUGCAUACUCUGGUAUAUUUGCCUUUUACUUGUAGUUUAUAUAUGUACAUAGAUACGUAUAGAUAAAGCUAAUUUUAUUAGAAUAUUUAA